GGCGUUAGUUCAGGUUAGAGCCGUUUCUAUGGCUCUGGUUCAGGUGAAGUCAGACGAUGGACAGUUAUUAUUUACCUGAACUUAAUGCGAUACGACAGAGAGUAAACACGGGAUUCAAGCUUUGAAAGUCAAGGUGUCAUGGGGUCAUGGAUGCUGGUUUGGAUUCUGUGUACCACAGUCACUCUGAUGCCUGUGUGUCUUCAUGGAGCAAUAUCGGUCCGUUUUAAAACCGGACGGCUUCUGAAUGUUGCACUUGGCCAAACUCUUGUUUUGGAAGCCAUAUUUGAGAAGGAUCCAGAUGACAAGAUAGACAUGGUGACGUGGGACCGCAAGAGAGGAAGAGACAAUGUCAGACUGUCACAUGCAAACAGAAUAUCUUUGGAGAAGGAAGAUGCACUUCUGCGGGUCACUGAUGUUGCAGAAGGGGACUUUGCGAUCUACAAGGUCACCGUUACAGACAGUAACGGAUACCAGCAGUACGACUCAAUAGAAGUGCGAAAGAUAGUGGAACCUCUAAAGGCGUCAAUUGCACGCGUGCUGGAGUGUGUUGUGGAUAAUCAUGGCAUGACGCAGUGGGACAGCCCUCAGUUUUCAUGGCUGGUUGAUGGCGUUACAGUAACCAAUCAAACCGCCCUGUUAGCAGACGGCAGUAGACUAGACAUUUCUGAGGUUAAGGGCGUUAACUUCACCUGCAUCAUCAAGAGCAGCCUGGGGACAGUGACUACACAUUAUCAAAUACCAGAAGAAUCGUGCGAAUCUCAGCCCUGUUGUGCAGCACUGAUUGCAGUUGCAGUUGUAACAGCAAUAACACUUAUGGCUGGGUUCAUUGUCAUGAAGAAAUGCAAGAACAAUGCCAUCCUUUAGCCAAUACUGUACACUCACAGACAACAUUUGAUUUUUUUAUUGUAACAAUUUUGGUUUAAUUUAUUUUACUUAUGUUCUAUUUUACGUCAUAUGCUUUUCCCUCUUUUUUUAUGACUUUUAAUGGUGAACUUUUAUUAGAAUUGCAGAUAUGCUGUUCCUGCAUAUAUGUGACUCUCAAACAGUUUUCAGCUUCCAGGUUUAAAUGUUCUCAGGGUAGCAUGUUUUCUGACUAUCUAAACUUU
Molecule: messenger RNA, 1106 nt
Organism: Sinocyclocheilus anshuiensis
Lineage: Eukaryota; Metazoa; Chordata; Actinopteri; Cypriniformes; Cyprinidae
Exons: 6
Coding region: 139-864 (241 amino acids)
Source: RefSeq, a predicted model, not a curated record